CCGAAAUUUUGCGGUUUGUUGUCCAGAAUUUAAUCGAUGUCGAGGUGAAGUUUUCAACAGCCGUAGCUGGACAGAUUCCAAGGGAAGAAAUGAAUGCAUCUGCAAGUCAUUAAAACCUUUAACCGCAUGGGGAUGGUAGCAAGGUGAUGAACCGGUAGAAGAAAGACAACGUGUUCUCGCUUUGCGUCCUUAUUACUUGCUUUGUUUUAUAUCUUGGUAGGAGCAGCCCCCGAAAAGAGCGGCCUACAGAAGGCCCGAGCCAAGCCGACCCGCCAGCUGUCGCUCAAGUCACCCGAGGAGACUUGUCCACCGAUCUUCCAGAGGCAUAUCGGCGACAAGCGGGUCAAAGAAGGCGAGUGUUUUAGCCUGGAAUGUGCUGUACUGGGACACCCGAAACCCGCCGUUAAAUGGUUCCAUAAUGGGCUCAGGAUAACAGAGAGCAUCGGAGAACGAGAUAUCCAAACCAGAGGCAAAAAACACACCUUAACUAUCCCCAGUGCCUUGCCCGAGGAUAAAGGCUUAUACAUCGUUAGGGCUGUUAACACUGGAGGAGUGGUCCAUUGUGGAGCUGAUGUCAUAGUAGAAGAGAAGUCACCGGAGGAAAUUGAGACCGAAGAGACAGAGAUACCUGAAGAGGAGAGUGCGACAAACAAAGGAGACAUCGUGAUCACACCCACCACCGGGCAAAGUUCAAACAAGACCAUGGCUGCGACUAAAUCAGACAAGAUGCAACCACCAUGGGCAAAGAAUAACAGUAAGCCAGCCGUCCCUACACCAGUAAAGAAACCAGAGAGGCAUAAGAUUCGUCAUGGCGACAGCGGAGUUUACUCCAUGGAGAUGGAUGAUGAUGUUCCUAUAGGAGAAGGGAAACAAAAGGAAGAAAGCAAAAUGAAAGAAAAGAAGCCCGCCCCUAAGGUGAACACUUCACCAGCAUCGUUCCUCUCCCAGGUGAGAGAUGUGAUGAUCAAAGAAGGAAAUGAGGUCCGGUUUGCUUGCCACAUCUCAGGAGAACCCAAACCAACGGUCAAAUGGUUCCACAAUAGCAAGAGAAUUCACUCCACACAUGAUCCUAGGAUAGUAGAGGACGGCUUCACCACUACCCUCACCAUCUUCUCUGCUCAGCUGACCGACCUUGGAGAGUAUUCCUGCGAGAUCUACAAUGGAAACGGAGAGAAGCAGACCAGCUCCGCCAAGCUCACCGUCCAACCAGAGAGGAAGAAGUCCUCAGGUCGGCCUCCAGAAUUCAUUGAUUUCUUCAAGGACCUGUCAGUCUGUGAAGGUCAGGAUGUAAACCUGGUCUGUAAGGUUCGAGGGACACCUACCCCCAAGGUCAUAUGGCUCUACAAUCAUCGCCCUAUCCAUGAGAGCGGUGACUUCAAAUUCUACCAUGAGAGUUUCAGUCACCGACUCCAUAUCGUGGAGGUCCUUCCCGAAGACGAGGGGGUGUACUCUUGCAAAGCCAUUAAUUCCCUUGGGGAGAAGCAGAUCAGUGCUGAACUCUUUGUCGAGGAGCAAACCCAGGGGGUGGAAAGCAACAAAGGGCCGCAUACUUCUGCACGCCCUUCGUUCCUUAUACAUGUGGAAGAUGCAAAAUGCUGGGAGGGGAAAGGCGUCACGUUUGACUGCAAGCUGACGGGGUUACCGGAGCCAGAGAUUCAGUGGUACCAUGAUGGCAAAGAGAUCGAAGCCUCCAACCAAGGCCACUAUAUCAUUGACAGAGGAAACAACGGGAACUGCAUGUUGAUCAUCCCACAUGCUACAGUGUCUGAUGCAGGAGAGUAUGCAUGUGUAGCAAAGAGCACCAUUGGAACAGCUCACAGCAUUGCUGAACUGGUAGUCAUUGAAGGUAACGAAGCUCGGACAUCGGUACAUAGAGGGAAUAAAGGAAAGGAAGGCAAAUACAUUGAACAGUUUGGAAUCUCACCAACUCAUGGUGGAUGGAUUGGUAGUAAGCCCCGUAUCUCUGACAUCCAUCAGACCGGUAUCACCUUAACGUGGGGUGCUGCACCUGUCAAGAAGUCCCGCACUCAGCUCAAUUACAUCCUAGAAGCCAAAGACACCUACAGCAAGCAGUGGACACUCAUCGCUACCGAUAUCCUUGAUACCAAGUUCUGUGUAGAGGAGAUGGACCAGAAAGGUGCCUACAUGUUUCGGGUGCGUGCUGAGAGCGAGAGUGGGAUCAGCGAACCGGGAGAGGAGUCGGAUCUCAUCAAGCUCAAGGAUGUGGGCAAUAAGGCGAGACAUGCGCCUUCACAGUCCAACAGCACAGCAAACAAAGGAAACCAGCCCCUGUUUGUGAAGACCACUGAGGAGGUCUUCGCUGUGAAGGAUGGCAAAGCGACCCUCUCCUGUACCCUGUCUGGUGACCCAAAACCCAAGGUGGUCUGGAUGCGGGAGGAAGAGAUCCUCAAGAACUCAGACAACCUCAAGGUCUCCUCUCAAGCUAAUGGAGUCUGCUCGCUAGACAUCGUAAAGGUCACUAGUAGUGAGAUAGGGGAGUACAGGUGUAUAGCUACCAAUGAACACGGAGAGGCUAGUUGUAGACUCUAUCUUGAUGUCGCAGAGCCCCCUCAUUUUGUUGAGACCUAUAAAGACACGGAGGGAACGAUCGGUCAGUCCAUUCGGCUGGAAUGCAGUAUAGACGGUAUACCAGAGCCAGAGGUCAUCUGGUCUAAGGAUGGCAAAGUCAUCGAAGACUUUGAGAGGUAUCAGUUCUUCUAUGAAGGAGAAGAGGGCUUCGCGCUGGAGAUCAACAACUUUGACAAAGAGGAUUGCGGAGUCUAUACGCUGGAAGCAUCAAACAUAGCUGGCAGUGUCUCGCAUUCAGCUGAAAUCUAUGUCACAUCUGGACCUGAUGGAUAUAGGAGAGUCUUUAUCAAGAAAGACAUACACGUUGAAGAUGAAUAUGAACUCCUCACUGAGCUUGGAAGAGGAGCCUAUGGAGUUGUUCACAAAGGUAUCUCUAAAGCAGACGGUAGCGAGUGUGCCGUCAAGACGAUCCGUGUCAAGGCAGGCAUGUGGGAAGAGGUCCGGAAUGAGAUAGCUGUGAUGGGUAUCUUAGAUCAUAAGAGACUCAUCAAGCUCUUUGAUGCCUAUGAGACCAAGAGAGAAGUUGUCAUGGCGAUGGAGAUUUUGACGGGAGGAGAGUUGUUUGAACGUAUCGUCCAGAGAGAUUCUUUCUCAGAGAGUGAAGCUGUUGGUUUCCUCAAGCAGCUCAUCGAUGGUCUCAUCUACAUGCACGAUAGGAAUGUCGUCCAUCUAGAUCUGAAGCCUGAGAACAUUCUCUUGGUGGCCCCAGAGUCUGAUGACAUCAAACUGAUUGAUUUUGGUCUAGCAGCUGUGUUGAAGGAAGGAGAGGAUAUCACAUGUAAGUUUGGUACCCCAGAGUUUGUGGCUCCUGAGGUCGUCAACAAGCAACCUGUAUCCACUGGAGCAGAUGUAUGGGGCGUUGGUGUCAUUGCAUUUAUUCUACUAAGUGGUAUAUCUCCGUUUGCUGGUGAAGAUGACCGUCAGACCCUUCUCAAUGUCCGAGGUGGUCAGUGGGACUUUGAUGAUGAGGUUUGGGAUGACAUCUCAGAUGAAGCUCAGGAUUUUAUCUGGCUCUUGUUUGAAAUGAAUGCAGAUAAGAGGCCAGGACUAAAAGAAGUAUCAGAGCAUCCAUGGUUGAAGUUUGAUGAGCGUCAGGACCUGGGUGCUAAGAUCAGCUUGGACAGAUUGAGGACAUUCAAUUCUAGGAGGAAGUGGAGGAAAGCCUUGACAGCAGUGAAAUCAGCGAUGAGACUUCGUCGCCUCUCCAGUCUUGGUAGUAACCUGAGGAAAGCAGCCUUAGAACACACCGCUGGCGAGCAAGCGUCACCAUCCUCGUCUCCCGUUACCCCGGAUACCGCAUCAUCCACCGGCAGCGACGUCUUCAGCGAGAACAACACUACCAAGUACGGCAACCUGUUAUCCCCGACGAGCUGCGAGACCAUCGUAGAGAGCAUCAACGAAGAGGGAGCGGUCGGCGGAGCAGGGAGCGAGACAGUCGUCGUGGAUCAAGCUCCCGUGUUCGAACUCGAGCUCAAAGACCAGAUCAUCAUGGAGAUGAGUCAGCUGAAGUUGACCUGUAAGGUGAACGCCCAUCCCAAGCCCACGAUGACCUGGUACCAUGCUAACACCAAACUGACCAAGGCUUCUGGAGGUAGCCGAGGCGUUCAGAUUGGACUGGAGAAGGGCAAGGCUUUUCUCACCAUACCUAAGAUUGGCAAGAGAGAUGGAGGGCAGUAUAAGUGUGUUGCUACUAACAAAGCAGGGACAGCCGAGUCUGUUGCUAAUCUCACGGUAGCUGCCGUACCGGAGGCUCCAUCUCGUCCUAAAAUCCCACUGGUGUCGGCCCACGAAGCUUUCGUCUCCUGGAAAAUGAACCAUCCACCCAAGAAAGAUGAUUUAGAAGGAUAUCUACUACAAUGCAGGAAAGCAGGUGACAAGCAAUGGCUUGAAGUAUCUGAUGUAAUCAAAGACUGUAACUUUCACGUAAAGUCGCUGACCCCUGAAAAUGAGUAUCGUUUCCGAGUGGCUUGCCGAACCCCUCAUGGAUGCGGUCCCUUCAGCAAGUCUUCUGUGCAAUUCAAAACACUACCAGAAGGAGCGCAUGCUUUGAACAUGGAAUCCAUCACGAAGCUACAGCAUUCAAGAACGAGAUCGUUGUCGAGAGAAAGACAUAACUCACGUGAUGAGGUCCUGUCCGAGCUCAUCGAUGACGAGGAUCUCGGGCCACUGGAUCUAUCUCUUAAAACAUCGGUGAUGCCUCAAAAGAUCUAUGAGAUGCAGGAAGAAAUUGGAAGAGGAAGAUACUCGGUGGUAAUGAGAUGCAGGAAGGUGGCGACCUGCAAGGAAUAUGCGGUCAAGAUCCUAGCACACACCAAGAAGACACAAGAUAAAUGUCUGGCUGAGUAUGAGCUUCUAAAAGAGCUCUCUCAUCCACACAUCCUGCAGCUACGAGAAGCCUUCCUGACAAACAGACACGUCAUGCUGGUCACAGAGCGCUACUAUGGAGGCACAGUACUCAAGUAUCUGACCAAGGAAGAUACCUACACCGAGUCUACAGUGGUCAGAAUAGUUGCUCAGGUUUUAGACGCACUUGAACAUCUUCACAUGAUGAACGUAGUCUAUCUCGACCUCCGACACGACAACCUUCUCAUGGAGAGCCGAAGGAAGGACGUCGUUCGUCUUAUCGACUUCGGGUCAUGUAGGGUCAUCCAAAAAGAUGGCGAAAGCAAGACGAAGGGCAUCGAUGUACUACCCGAAUUCAUGGCUCCUGAGCUAGCUGUCAAGGGAGGAUCGAUAGACUAUGAAACAGACAUAUGGCCAUUAGGAGUUAUGGUGUUUACAUGGCUGAGUGGAACAUCACCGUUCUUGGGUCGCAAUCAAGAGAAGACAAUCUACAACAUCACCAGGAUGAAAUAUAAUAUAUCCAGUCUCUACCCGAACGCGAGUCCUGAAGCCAAGGCUUUCCUCCAAGCUAUCUUCAAAGAAAAACCAAUUGACCGGCCAACUGUGGCAGACUGUCUGGAGCACAGCUGGGUGAAGAGUAUCAACAAACCAGGUUCGGCCCAGUCCCGGUCGUUCCCUGUUACCAAGCUAGCUAACUACAGGACUCAGUACCUGACUCGUAUCCUACAGAACAACACGCUGGAUAGUGUAUCGUUGAGGACGUAUGGUAGCGAAGAGUCUGAUGACUCAUAAUGGUAACUCUACCAUCUACAUUCAAUUGAUUUAUGUAACAUAAGAUUUGACUUCUUAGGAUUUAUCAACCAUGACGAGUACUCAUUUGUGUGAAUAUAUAUUUAUCAGUGUUUGAGAUGUUAAGAUGAUGCUAUUUUAAAGGGAAAUACUUUUUAACGUUGUGCCGUGUUCUGAUGAGGUCUUUGACCUCCUGAAGUGCAAUGUAACUGAUUUUUUGUUGCACGCAUAGCCUUUUCAGAAAUCCUCAUUAUUGAGAUUUUCUCAAACGAGAUCAUUCGGAUAGUAUGACAUCAAGUAAAUUUUAAAAACGAAGUUUGGUGCUGUCAUUGGAAAUUUCAUCCUUUUAACAGUUUUAGGACUUUUUAUAUUUAGGAUAAGGUCAUGCCGUUCUCUAUUGAAAAUAAUAAAAUAGAUACUGCAGUCAUGUGAAAUGGAAUAGACAGGUCUGCUUGUAAAUUCAAAUGGUUCUCGGAGUUGUAUCCCAAUUUGUUCACUGUUGGAAAAUAAGAUAUUUUCUCCAUGAAAGGGCCAGAGAACAGAAUCCGUUAUGUAACAAGUAGAAAAUCCCCGAGGGGAGUGUUUUGAUACCAAUUUUCUGCAUUUCAACCAUUGGUUACUAAGCAUGCCGAGUAGCCUCAAUGAAAUAAUCAAAAUGCGGAAAUAUCACAAGUUGCUACAAAUAUAGUGACAGUGCAAAACAUUGAAGAUAUAGAUAGAUAGAUGAAUGAUAUCCGAUGGUAUGUCCAUUGGAAGAUUCAUUCUACUUGUCAGGUUUCAUUACAGUGACUUUGGGGACAUUGUGCGUAAUCUGCCCCCUGCUCCCUUCUUCCAUGGAUGUAACAAUCAUCAAAGUGACCCAAUCCCUCUGGUAUGAAGCCAGUUUGUGGUCUAUAGACACAAAGGUAUCUCAUAAUCUAAUUGUCUAGUAUAGGUUAUGAUUACUGAUUAAUAGUAAUAAUACCCAUAUAGUCCGCUUUUGAAUAGCAUAUGUUACGUGGUGUUAUAACAAAAGCGUCCUUGGGCCUUUUCAAAGGGCUUUCAAAAAACAACACGGGUUACGCUCCGACAACCGUUAUCGUGUUUCCACAAGAACCAUCUAUACUUGCACCCUGCACUUCAUAUUUGGCAUUAUAUGCUUUGCCAAGGUCUUUCCUUUCAUUCAUCCGUCAUGCGUUGCAGUUUAAAGUGAUAUACUGAACUCUGAGAGACCUAGAUACGGGCAUUGUCUGUCACUUAUUUGUCAUGCUUUUUCAUAAUCUCUUUCAAUGCAGACGUUCAUAUGUAUAUUCAUGUAGGGCAGUAUUUUCUUUCAUAUGUCGCCAACACUUUCAUUUCAAGCAAGACACGAUUGUGGUUUUAAUUUAAAAAAAACUAAAAAAUAUCUUGUUCCUGUAUCUGUAGUAAGAGAAUAUUUUUGUAAAUCUUCUGUUACUUUAUGCUGACUAGGUUAUGUCGAGCAAGCUAAUUGAUAGAACGUGUAUGUCAAUUAAGAUACACAAGUGAUAUUAUAUACGGAAUGAAUUGAACUAUUAUAAUUGGAAGUAAAACGCUAGAUUUAAGUUUAGUUUUUGUACCGUCAGUUUUUCUUUAUUAAUAUGGAUAGUGUGAUAACUAUAUGCCUUCAAAGUAAUUGUAAGACUAACAUGUGUAUAUUGUGGGAAUAAUCUAAAAGAUGAAUAACUUUUACCUAAAACAAAUCCUUACUGUAUCAUCAAAAGAAAAUCAAAAGAAAAAA
Strongylocentrotus purpuratus (purple sea urchin) is the source of this 7459-nucleotide messenger RNA. RefSeq names its product striated muscle preferentially expressed protein kinase. Gene Ontology annotation, molecular function: ATP binding; protein binding; protein kinase activity. Bases 703 to 5724 code for a protein of 1673 amino acids. Gene Ontology annotation, biological process: protein phosphorylation. The transcript is spliced from 28 exons. The record is from RefSeq and is a predicted model, not a curated record. NCBI's taxonomy places the organism in Eukaryota, Metazoa, Echinodermata, Echinoidea, Camarodonta, Strongylocentrotidae.